UUGAUAUGAUUGAAUGUAUCGGUCUUUUCGUUUCGUUGUCUUUACAUCGUCUAAAUUCCUCGGGAGCAUACUCGUAUUCUUUGAAGAACAUUUGAAAUCUUGUUCUAUUUAUAAAAGACUUCCUUUGAACUUUGUACGAUGCCUCUUUAUACUUUAGGUAAAAGUAAGGAGAAUAAUUUGUGUAUUCCCCUUUCCAAUCUGCCCUUUGUAUCAAAAAUUUACGGAGAUUCUGAGCUUGAAAUGAGGUCCAAACACGCAAAAUGCUUUUUUUCUUUCAGACUUGAUCAAUUCCCAGCAACAACAUCGACAGGAAAAGCAACAACAAGAUGGACAUUCAAUGGAUUUCGAGCGAAGUGGUGCUUUUUUAACAAUAUUUUUCUGAAUUUUUUGUUUUUAAUCUUUUUUAUUUUUUUAAAGUUUUUUUUGAAUAUUUUUUUUGUUUUUUAA
Meloidogyne enterolobii is the source of this 447-nucleotide messenger RNA. Lineage: Eukaryota; Metazoa; Nematoda; Chromadorea; Rhabditida; Meloidogynidae. The record is from the annotation of a GenBank genome assembly.